AUGAUGAACAUUGCAGUUGACCAUGACCAAGGGACCAAGUGGGACUGGCCACUCCAAAAAGGAGAUGGAGUUGUUAAUGUCCUCGACGACGAUGAUCACUUCGAAGUGGGUCUCGAAGCCCAUCACUUCCUUCCAAAGGAAAUCGAAGUGAAGAAUAUUGGAGAACUUUUGGAGAUCCAUAUGGAACACGUUGUGAAGAAGGACAACUUUGGAGACGUCUCCCGUAAUAUCACUCGUUGCUACAGACUUCCCAAAAAUGUCGACAUGAAGACCAUCAAGAGCAACUUGGACUCCAAUGGAAUCCUUCAUAUUCAUGGAAGAAAAAUGCAUUAG
Caenorhabditis briggsae is the source of this 333-nucleotide messenger RNA. RefSeq names its product Protein CBR-HSP-12.6 (gene Cbr-hsp-12.6). Gene Ontology annotation, molecular function: protein folding chaperone. The record is from RefSeq and is a predicted model, not a curated record. Gene Ontology annotation, biological process: response to heat; protein refolding. The transcript has 2 exons. The coding region runs from base 1 to 333 and encodes 110 amino acids. NCBI's taxonomy places the organism in Eukaryota, Metazoa, Nematoda, Chromadorea, Rhabditida, Rhabditidae.